AUGCUUGCCAGUCGCUUUCCAGACCCUUUCCAGAACGGCUCUAUAGCAACUCUCUACUCCGGUAUCCACACCACGCGUAAACAUGUCUUUCGUGAUAUCAAACAAAUCGAAAUAAGUGAAAAAUACAAGAAGAUGAAAAUGUUAUUUAAAGGGCACAGCACCCGCCUGGAGAUGGUGAUAGAAAAAAUUCAUUCCCACAAGGAGGUCACAUACCAAGAUAGUGAAAUUAUACGAAAUGGGUUCGAAAACAAUUCUAUUUUACCGGAAAUAUCGGAUUCACCAACAUCUCUUAGUUUUUCCGACACGGAAGAAGAAAAAGACUGUGAUGAAAUAACAAAAGGGAUGGAUUUUGAGUCAAGUAUUUCAGAAAAUAGUCAUUCCAUCUCUAAGUUUUUAUGCAAAUAUUGUCCAAGAGAAUUUAAACAUAAAAGAUCAAGAGAUCGCCACAUCAAACUGCACACAGGAGACAAGAAAUACAAAUGUCUUCAGUGCGAAUCAGCAUUUGCCAGAAGCGAUCACUUAAAAAUCCACUUAAAAACUCACGAAAUUAAGAAGCAGUAUAAUUGCCACAGAUGUGGAAAAGGAUAUAAUACAGCAAGUGCCUUGUCCUUUCACAAGCAGAUCCACAAAAAAGAAAUGGAAGGUACUAUAGAAAGCUCAUCUGUAUCCAGUUGUGAAAGCUCCGCAAAAAAUACUAAUACUGAAAUAAAUUAUUUCCCUAUCAGACAUCCCGAAGACUUGGGAGAAUCGAUGAAAAUUAAAACUAUUUGCGUGUACUGCUUCAGAUGGUUCUCCAGCAUAGAUGUAAUGCAAGAACAUGUUCAAUUAUGCCACAGAAAUCUCUCAAACUCCAUCAAAAUUAAGAAUGAAAUUCCUAGUCCAGAAGACAUCAGAGACAUAAAGUUAAAAGACAUUUUUUUCGAAGCAGAACAAGAUGAUUUAACUCAGUCAAAGAAAGACAUGCAUUUAUUCAACGGAGAGGAGUCCCAAAAAACCUUUAUAUGUGCUUGCUGCUACGAAAGACUUCCUAGUUUCAAAAGUUUCCUCUUUCACAUGGAGUCGCACGUUCCAUCAUCCAAACUAGAAUCGUGCCUCCAAUGCGGAGAAGACUUAGGCUCAAGCUUAAGCCUCUCGAGCCAUUUAUUCAAGCAUUCUAUGCUUCCUCUGAACAACUACGUAUGCUGUUGUCACUGUAACAAAUUCUUCGAGAAUUCUGAAGCACUGCAAACACAUCUCUCUCAAGAUCACGUAGUAACCGUAUAUAAAUGUUCGAUAUGCGAUCAGCUAUUUGAAAAUAUAGGAGAUAUGAAGGUUCAUCUUCAUGUGGCUCAUGUCAGCAAUGAAGUGCACUACGAAUGUAAUUUAUGCUCAAACUCCAACGUGUUUCACGAUAAAACUUCUGCCGAGUUACAUUUUUCCAAACACCAUUCUGAUAAACUUUGUGUCCAACCUCACAAUGACUUGGUGUUGUACUCUAGCUUUUCUAGUUGUGAGAAUGGUUUGAUAGGAAAAGAUAAAUCCUUAGAUGAACGAGGCCCAAGUAGUUUUCAAUGCAUUUACUGUAAAGAAUACUGCAAAACCAAGAACGAUCUUCAGUUGCAUUUACGGUCUCAUAGAAUAUCAGACAAAUCUCGUCACAAAUGUAACAUAUGCGAUGAAGUAUUCGCAUCUUCUACUGAUUUAGCCAAUCACAAGCUGAUGCACUGCAAAAUAAUUGACGGGAAUAUUUGUGUGCAAUGCAAGACGAUUCUCGUGGACGAGCAAGCAUUUUUCAAGCACCAAGUGAAGCAUAACGACGCUUCGAAGCCUCCUACGAAGUUAAAUCUGAUUCUUCCUUCCAUAUGUAUCAUUUGCGGUCAAACAUUACAAAGUGACAAGGAGAUAGAGCUUCAUGCUAAGUUCCAUUUGAAGUUUCUAACAGAUCAAUCGGCUACGCCUGCUUCAAGUUCACCAUACUCAGAAAAAAAUGUUCUCUCUAACGAUCGCUGUACUGAGACCUCCAUUAGUAUUGACCCUUCGUUUGAACUGCAGUGUUAUUUAUGUAAAAAAUCGUUUUCCAGCAAGGAGAACCUUCAAGUUCAUUUGAUCGAACAUAACUUCUUCGGCAUAAACCAGUUUAGUUGUUACGUGUGCUCAUCAGUCUUUACUGGAGCUGGUGGCUUGCAAACGCAUCUCUUUGAGCAUAACCUAACCGAGAAACCCUACCAGUGUACACAGUGUUCCGCUGGCUUUUUCUUUAGAGCAGAGCUAGAUAACCACCGCUACUUGCAUAAUUUUAGAGUCCAGUUCAAUUAUUUCACUUCCAAUACGUAAAUUUUGUUAUAGAUAUAAAAAUCUGUGUUAUAUAAAAAUAUACAAUUAUUAAUGUCCGAUAGUCGCCCCUGACAAAAUAGUUUGUUAAAAAAAAUGUUACUGAGGUAGUUGGAAAUAUUUGUUGAAAGGCUGUAAAUAUUUUUUAGAGAC
This is a messenger RNA of Sitophilus oryzae (rice weevil), 2463 nucleotides long. It is a transcript of the gene L, whose product is annotated as zinc finger protein 423 homolog. The record is from RefSeq and is a predicted model, not a curated record. The transcript is spliced from 7 exons. The coding region runs from base 1 to 2313 and encodes 770 amino acids. Lineage: Eukaryota; Metazoa; Arthropoda; Insecta; Coleoptera; Curculionidae.